AAACAAUAGAUAUGGUUCUGUAAAAAUUGGGUCUUGAAGAUUUGACUAGUGUAGUUGAACUCGAUGAACACAUGGUGCCUUUUUUCGAGUCUCGGGGAAUUUAAAUCCACGAGGAUCUCGACAAAUGUGUCUGUCUGAUUUUUCUUUUUGUCAAAUGUUGGCACUUGAGAUAGUGACUUGUCCAGAAGUCCUCCACUUUCAUUUAAUUUAGGAUUUUUUGUUUCAAUUUGAAAAUUACGUUUCUGAUUUAUAUAUUUAUUUUUGGCUUCGACAGACCUUGACCCUCACCUAAACCUCAAAAUCGUCAAAAAUCCCGAAGAAUGGGGACUUGCGCGAGCAAUCCAGCAGGAGGAGGUUCAAAGGCUAGUCGGGUUAAGCGGUGGCGAUCCACCGGCAUUAUCGCCCUCCGCGACUCCAAACUCAAGACAUUUCCUGAUGUAGUGAUUGACAUGGAGAGAGCAGUACGGACACUCGAUCUUACACACAACAAGAUCUCUGAUGUUCCUGGAGUAAUCGGCAAGUUAAUCAAUAUGCAGCGUCUGUUAAUAGCUGAUAAUCUAAUUGAGCGCCUUCCCGGGAAUCUUGGGAAGCUUCAGUCUCUCAAAGUUUUGAUGCUUGAUGGGAACCGCAUCAGCUGUUUGCCUGAUGAAUUGGGUCAGUUGAUAAGGCUUGAGCAACUAUCAGUCUCAAGAAAUAUGCUCAUUUACUUGCCUGAUACUAUUGGUAGUCUUCGCAAUCUAAUGCUGUUGAAUGUAUCAAAUAACAGAUUGAAAUCCCUUCCAGAAUCACUAGGGAGUUGUGCUUCUUUAGAAGAUGUACAGGCUAAUGAUAACGUUGUUGAAGAGCUCCCUGCAUCACUCUGCAAUCUGAAUCAGUUAAAGUCGCUUUGUUUAGACAAUAAUCAAGUGAAGCAGAUUCCAGAUGGAUUGCUGAAAGAUUGCAAGAGUCUGCAAAAUCUAUCUCUGCAUAACAAUCCCAUCUCCAUGGAUGAGUUUCAGCUGAUGGAAGGAUACCAAGAGUUUGAAGAAAGGAGAAAGAAGAAGUUUGAUAAGCAAAUAGAUUCAAAUGUGAUGAUCAGCUCAAAAGGACUCGAUGUAGGCGUUGAUAAAUGAAUACUCUACAGAAUUUCAACAUCUCCUUUUAUAGUUAGUUGGAUUUGAUGAAGGAGGGUCUUUCGUGUAAGAAACUUUGUUGUUAAAAUUCUUCUCUGAAAUUCUUAUGAACACGCAUGUAUGUAGGUACAAUAUAUGAAGGCGUGUGUACGUAUGUAUGUGUGUGUGUGUUUAUAUAUCAUUUAUAUAUACAAAAAUAACAUGGCAAAGCGAUGACUUGCCUUUUAUCAAGGAGACAAUGCUACGCCUGACUUGUGUGUGUUCUCUU
This is a messenger RNA of Raphanus sativus (radish), 1380 nucleotides long. RefSeq names its product plant intracellular Ras-group-related LRR protein 7. Bases 321 to 1112 code for a protein of 263 amino acids. The record is from RefSeq and is a predicted model, not a curated record. Lineage: Eukaryota; Viridiplantae; Streptophyta; Magnoliopsida; Brassicales; Brassicaceae. The transcript has 11 exons. Gene Ontology annotation, molecular function: protein binding.